This is a messenger RNA of Penicillium alfredii, 2502 nucleotides long. RefSeq names its product WD40 repeat domain-containing protein. Gene Ontology annotation, biological process: maturation of SSU-rRNA from tricistronic rRNA transcript (SSU-rRNA, 5.8S rRNA, LSU-rRNA). Gene Ontology annotation, cellular component: nucleolus. Bases 1 to 2502 code for a protein of 833 amino acids. The transcript has 2 exons. Lineage: Eukaryota; Fungi; Ascomycota; Eurotiomycetes; Eurotiales; Aspergillaceae. The record is from RefSeq and is a predicted model, not a curated record. Gene Ontology annotation, molecular function: protein binding.
AUGGGCAAGAAGACGACGUCUCGGCCAUCCAAGGCCCCCACGGCCGCAUCGCCGGCAUCCGCUCUGACACAAUCCGGUAGCAAGUCGUCUGUCCUGCGAGCCGCAUUUUCCCCGUCCGAGUAUCAAUUGGCCCUGUUUGCGUCGGUCAUCCAGGGCCUCGAUGCGCAGCACAUCCGGAUCCACGAGACCACCACGGGGCGACUGCAGUGUGAGCAUGCGCUGGGGCCGAAGGAGACGGUGACGUCGCUGGAUUGGGGAUAUUAUGGCGGAGCGAGCAAAAACCGCGACCAGUCGAAAAAGAAGCGGAAGCGCGGCUCCGACGUCAACGGCGCCGUCGAUGGGCUGGACCAAGGAGAUGUCGUGGUGGCAUUUGGCACCAGCACGUCGGAGAUCCGCAUGUACUCGCCGGCGGAAGAUAAGGUGGUCGGCACGUUGAGCGGUGUGCAUGAGAAGGGAAUCAAGGAUUUCAAGUUCACGGCCGACCGGCCCGCCCAGGAGGCGUGGAGUAUCGGAGGCGACAAUAAAAUUGUUCAGUGGGAUCUGCGCAGCGGGCAAAGCAUAAGGACAAUUCACCUCCCCGCAUCCUCGGUUUUUACUGCUCUCUCUCGCCCCCUUCCCUCCAACCCGCCCGUCAUUUGCGCAUCCCAGACUCCGUACCUAAUAGACGUGGAGAGCACCGAUGAGCCGCCAGUCAAGUUCCCAGCGAUGCGCAACCAAAUCCACACGGUUAUUCCAUCCUCUUCCGAGUCUGCGGGCGCAGGCGCAUUUCUCGCAUCCGAUGGCGAGCGGUUCAUUAACGUCUUUGACGCCUCAAGUCGGAAGCUAGUACGGAAUCUCGUUGCAGAGCAAGAUGUGUCGUCGGUGUCAUUGUACACGGACGGCCAUUCUACACCAGAGAAGCAAGUACUUGCUGCAGUAACUGAAGAUGGCACUAUCGAGCUAUUCACAAAACCAUUUGUCCAACCGCAGAAUGUGCAAAAUGCCAGUGCCAAGGCUAGCCGGAAACAAAUGACGCAAAAGGCAAAUGCGUAUCUCAAAAUUACGCGCUCCGACUCGUCGGACUCCUCCGUGGCGGUUGUAUCGACUUCAUUCCAGGGUCCUGAUCUGGUUGUCGCUUACGCCGAGGGUGGUGUGAUUCCCAUGUUUGAGCGCAUCAAAUUCCUCGAUGAAAACACCGACGAGCUUUCCUUCACUGGUGUCAAGACAGUCGUGAAGAGCAAGUCCAGUUCUGCACUUACAUCGGUGACCACGAACGGCGUGAAGAAUGCUGGUGAGAGCCGGGUCGACGAGUCUCGGGCGGUCGUGGAGCAGGGAAAUCUGGCAGAUGGCGAUGUGGAGAUGGAGGACUCGCGACAAGACGCUGCUUCGGUGUCCGGUAGUGAGGAAGACUCGGACGACGACGAGAACACCAAGGCGCCCUCUAGCGAGAAGAAAACCAAGCCCGCCAAGCAAGUGGCCACAGAUGAAGAUGUCGAAAUGCAAAACGCAUCCGAGUCCGAGGAGGAACCCGAGGAAGACGGUGCGGAGCCCUCCUUCGGCGAGCUCCUGCGGGCCAACACAGGCCAAGAAGUCGACGUGGAAGCCGAGCUGGACGACGAUGUUCUCCAGGGUGCCCUUGUCCCCGGCAAGCCUAAAGCGGCGGUACAGCAGAUCCCGUCGGGUGUCUCGCUGGCAACCGUGCUCACGCAAUCGUUGAAGACCAACGACAGCGGCAUGCUCGAGUCGUGUUUCCACACGGGCGACACCACCAUCAUCCGCACCACCAUCCAGCGCCUUGAGUCAUCGCUGGCCGCCAUUCUCCUCCAAAAGCUCGCCGAGCGCCUCUCUUCCCGCCCGGGCCGGUAUGGCCACCUUCUCGUGUGGGUGCAGUGGACCUGCGUGGCGCACGGCGGUGCUCUCGCGGGCCACCCGAAGCUCCUAAAGCGCAUAGCCACUCUCUACAAGGUCAUGGACCAGCGCUCGUCAAGCCUGUCGUCGCUGCUCCUCCUCAAGGGGAAGCUGGACAUGCUCGACGCCCAGCUGGGGCUGCGCCAAUCGAUCCGCGGCGGCGACGAGGACAUGGACAGCGAGGACGAAGACAAUGUCAUCUACGUCGAGGGCCAGGAUGAUGACGCGGACAGCGAGGCCGAAGCCAAGACCUCGCGCCCCAAGUCAAUACGCGACCAGGCCUUCGACGAGGACGAGUCGAUGAUGAACGGCAUUGCCGACGAGUCCGAGGACGACGAAGACGACGCCAGCGAGGAGGACGACGACGACGAUGACGAGGAACCUAUCCUGGAAAUCGAGGCCGCCGAGUCUGUCGGCUCUUCGGAUGCUGAGGAGUCGCUGGAAGAGAACGAGGAGGACGAUGAUGACGACGCUGAUAGUGAUGGGUCUAUGGUUGACUUCAUUGCUGAUACUGAAGAUGAGGAGUCCGAUGAUGCUGCUGUGGCGGAGCAGCCCCGGCCGUCUAAGAAGGCUAAGACGGCUGCUGGGAAGAAGGGCAAGGUUGGCAAGAAAUAA